UCUCUCUCUCCCUCUUUAACUGUCACUAUCACACAUGAACAGGACGACUUUAGUUUGGAUCUAAGCUUACUGUCACUGAAGAUGACUUCACGCAUUCCUCCCUGGUUUGUUGGAUUAUUUCUACUAGUCCCCCGGCUCUGCUGCGGUCGCUCCUCUGCCUAUCAGCUGCUGGACGACCCUGGUUUUCAGGGAGCCUUGGACCUGACAGAGUUGAUCGGUGUUCCCCUCCCACCCUCAGUUUCCUUUGUUACGGGCUUCGAGGGUUAUCCUGCCUACAGCUUCGGCCCUGAUGCCAACGUUGGCCGCCUCACAAAGUCAUUCAUCCCAGAUCCAUUCUACUAUGACUUUGCCAUCACAGUCACAGCUAAACCCACCACGAGACAAGGUGGCAUGCUGUUCGCCAUCACUGAUGCUUACCAAAAAAUUGUACACUUAGGUAUAGCGUUGUCUGAAGUGGAAGAUGGUUCCCAGAGAGUGGUUUUAUACUACACUGACCCAGGAACAACAGCUGGAACCCAAGAAGCUGCUUCCUUCAAGAUGGGAGACCUGACAGGAAGAUGGGCGAGGUUUACCCUGACUGUACAGGGAGCUGAGGUGCGUCUCUACAUGGACUGUGAGGAAUACCACCGAGUCGACUUCUCUAGAAGCCGACAGCCUCUGACCUUCGAGGCCAGCUCAGGCGUCUUUGUGGGGAACGCUGGGGGUACAGGCCUGGCGAGGUUUGUGGGCUCCAUUCAGCAGCUGGUGUUGAAGUCAGAUCCCACGGCCCCAGAUGACCAGUGCGAGGAGGACGAUCCUUAUGCCUCUGGAUAUGGAAGUGGUGAUGAUGCUUAUGAUGACAUGGAGGGAAGAGAUGAAGUGAAGAAGAUUGUGGAGGAGAGAGAGUAUAACAUGCCCUUCCCUGAGGUGGACCCAACUUACAGCACCCCGGUCCAGGCUCCGCCCACUGAGAUGCCAAUAGACUAUGAUGAUAAUGAAGAUGAAGACAUAGAGGAGACUUCUGGGCAGGAGUUGGAGAUGACCACAGUUGAAGUAAGAUCAUUGCAGACAGCUACCCCAGCCUCCAUGCUUGACAGUUCCCUGCAGGUGUCUCCCGGACAGAAAGGGGAGCCAGGUGAACCAGGUCCACGUGGUCCUUCAGGAUCCCCCGGCCCUCCAGGACGAUCUACAGGAGGGGGAGAUAGAGGGGAGCCGGGACCCCGAGGUCCGGCAGGACCACACGGGAAUCCAGGCCCACCUGGACUUCCUGGUUCAGAUGGACGGCCUGGACACAACGGGGAAACUGGUGCUCCAGGUGAGAUUGGGAUUCCAGGACAUCCAGGGCUUCAGGGAGAGCCUGGAACUAAAGGAGACAAGGGUGAUCCUGGUGUUGGAUUACCAGGUCCUCCAGGGCCACCUGGUCCUCCAGGUGGCAAGUCUUCCAUGUUCCUGGAGGGGUCAGGAUAUGAAGACUUUGACAGUGAUGCAGAGAUUAUUAGGGGGCCUCCAGGGCCUCCAGGGCCUCCUGGCCCCCCAGGGCACCCGGGAUCUGCAGUUUCUUCAUCUGAGGACAUCUUUCCUGGAGCGCCUGGAGUCCCUGGGAAAAAUGGACAGAAUGGUGAACCUGGAGUCCCUGGAGUUGAUGGAAAAGAUGGGGAUCCAGGACCUGCUGGGGAAAAGGGAGACACGGGAGAGCCUGGUGUGAGCGGCCCACCAGGAUCAAAGGGAGAUCAGGGUCCUGCAGGAUUUCCAGGCCUUCCAGGGUCAGAGGGUCCAGAAGGGAGGCCUGGCCCUAGGGGUCCACCUGGCCCUCCUGGGCCCCCAGGCCCCCCUACAAGAGGCUUCAUGAUGGACUUUGAGGACCUGGAAGGAUCUGGGUUGCAGAGUGGAUUUGGAGCUGUGUCCAGAGGCCCACAGGGUCCUUCAGGAAUUCCUGGACUUCCAGGAUCCAAGGGAGAAGAAGGUUUGAAGGGCUCUACAGGACAACCAGGGCAAAAGGGGGAGGCAGGUGCUACAGGGCCAUCAGGGUUUCCAGGACUGGAGGGAAUAAAAGGAGAAGAGGGACCAAAAGGGGACAAAGGUGACCCAGGACAAAAGGGGGAGGCAGGACGGGAUGGGCUCAGUGUACAGGGCCCUCCAGGGCCACCUGGACCCCCGGGACCCGUUAUCAACAUCCAGGAUCUUCUUCUUAACGACACAGAUGGUGCCUUCAACUUCUCAGGGAUUUCUGAAGCUCAGGGACUUUCUGGGCCACAGGGUCCAAAAGGUGACAUUGGGUUGCCAGGUAUUAAUGGGCCACCAGGACUGAAGGGUGAAAAGGGUGAGCCAGGAUUUGUCAUCGCAGCAGAUGGAUCCUUGAUGUCAGGCCUGCCUGGCUCAGUGGGACCCAAAGGAAACAAGGGAGAUAAUGGUUUAACUGGACCCCAUGGACUUCCAGGGCCUGUUGGACCACAAGGACCCAAGGGAGAAUUUGGUUACCCUGGAAGACCUGGUCGUCCAGGCAUGAUGGGACCUAAAGGAGAGAGAGGGGACUCUUUGGGCCUGCCGGGAGUUCCUGGCCCUCCUGGGCCACCAGGGCGCCCAGGAAUAUUCAACUGUCCCAAAGGAACCGUGUUCCCCAUCCCUCCAAGACCACACUGCAAAAUGGGUCUUAAUCCAAAUGGAAGUAUUUCAAUUGGCAACUGCCAGACAGGACUAAAGGGAGAAAAGGGAGAGAGAGGUCUUCCUGGGUUGCCAUCGCCACCAGUCUCAUUGUUUCCCAGAGGAGGCUGGGGGGAGAAAGGUGAACAGGGCUUCAUGGGAGAGAAGGGAGACCAGGGAGAGGCAGGGUUACCUGGGCGACCAGGUAUCCCCGGGAGACCAGGACCUGUGGGACCCAAAGGAGAGUCAGUACUCGGCCCUCCAGGCCACCCUGGAGUGCCAGGCUCACCAGGAAUCCCAGGCUAUGGCAGACCAGGUCCUGUUGGGCCACCAGGGCCACCAGGGCCUCCAGGACUCCCAGUGUCACACUCAAGAUAUGGCUCAGCUGUGAUCGCUGGCCCACAAGGACCACCUGGACCACCUGGACCUCCUGGACCUUCAAGUAACUCAGCAUCUCUGAAAACAUUUUCUACCCGUGAGAGUAUGAUGCAGCAGACCGUCAGGGACCCAGAGGGAACUCUGUCAUACGUCACAGUGACAGGAAGUCUCUUCAUCAAGGUCUCCCAGGGAUGGAAAGAGAUACAGCUUGGCAGUUUGAUCUACCUCUCCAAUAACAUUAUACCACAAGAUGAGCCUCGAGUUGCAUAUCAGAUAAGAGGAGACACAAUGCAACGAGUACAAUCAGUUAAAGAAAGGCUCAACCUGGUGGCCUUGAACCAACCCCACUCAGGGGACAUGAUGGGGCUCAACACCGCUGACCGGUUGUGUUAUGAGCAGGCCAAGGCAAUGGGCUUGGCUCCAAACUACCGCGCCUUCAUUUCUUCCCACAGGCAAGACCUGGUCCAUGUGGUCUCUCCCGGUUUCAGGGAGACUCUGCCAAUAACAAACCUCAGGGGAGACGUGAUGUUCAGAAAUUGGCGUUCAAUCUUCAGUGGCAACGGGGGGCCAAUCAAUGCCAGGGUACCCAUCUACUCCUUUGAUGGCCGGGAUGUUUUAGCUGACCCCUUCUGGCCUCAGAAGAGCAUCUGGCAUGGUUCCAGCAGCAGGGGUCUUAGAAUGGUGGACAAACACUGUGAGAUGUGGCGGGCAAACCACAUGUCUGUCAUGGGCCAGUCAUCAAGCCUGACCUCAGGUCUGCUCCUGGGACAGCAGACGAGGAGUUGUUCCAACCAGUAUAUUGUCCUUUGCAUCGAGACCCACAAAUCCCCUUAAAUGCCCCCCAAUACCACUCUAGCAUGGAACCCCUCUCAGCCACCUUAAAUAUUAAACACUCUCGGAUGAAAAUUGAGUGUCUUUUGAUAUGGAAAUUCCACACAUUUAGAAAAGGAUGUCUCCAUUGGUGCUACAUGUAGGACUUUGUGGUUAAAAACGCAAGACCACAUCUGACUCCCUGUUGCUUUCUUUUGCAAAGAGGAUGUUACUACUUGUCACCCUCCUCCCUCUUCUGACGUCACCCCAUGUUGUCUCUGAAGAGUGAGAAUAUGGUAAAGAUUCAGUAACAAACUCUUGACACAGCCAAUAUGUAAGGUCAGCUAACAUGAAGUUGAUGCUAUGCUGUGGAACUGGAAUAAUGUGGUGGAUUGCUUGCAAAGAAAAUUCACAUCCCAUUUGUGCCGUAGAGGAAUAUCCCUUUGUUAUGUAAAGCAAUAAAAAAAAAGGUUUCCCAUUGAUUCCAACUUGGUGGCACAUAAUAUAAAAUGCAGCAUAGAUGCUGAUAGAGGCUACCAGUGUAAUUAGCAAUAGUCAUGUUUAUUUGUGGCAAUAAUGCUAAUGUCUCACAGUAAAUGUGGUAAUGAUUGAUCAAAGUUAAAAUGGUAUAUACAGCACCUUUAACCUUUUAUUUGAGAGAAAUGGACUAAACUGCAACAAGACACGUGUGCCACUUUAUAAGAAACAAAUAUAUUAACAUGUAUUGUAUUUAUGGUGGCGUCCCUAAAUUGGCACCCAGGUGUUUUGUAGAUGGGUGUCUCUUUAAAACUGUCAUUUUUUUAUUAGACUGAAAGUAGAGAUUGAAGACAUGAGGGUCACAGGAAUUGUUGUUAAAUAUGGCAGUUUUAACCAAUUUCCAAAGACAUACUACUACCAUUUUGUUUACAGGUUGUCAUGGAGAUUCAUUUUUGACAAUUUUGAAAAUGUCAGGAGAAGUUUACCUAUAGCUUUAAAGGUCAGAACAUUGAUUCCACAAUAUUCCUUCCAUCAGACAACCAGUCUUGCCACCAAAGUAAUUUUUGAUGCACUGUAUUUCAUUGUUUAAAAUAGUUUCUAGUUCAACAUUUUCAUCCUUGAACGCAGUGUUUGUGUUGUAUUUUUUUUUUUUUAGACGGUGAUCUCUUAGUCUUUAUCUCAAUAGGCUAUUUAAUUUAAAUCCAUUGAUUUUAUUUAUACCGUCACAGCACAUAACAUGAAAUCAGAUGAAUAAAUUUAAGAAUGUAAUUUAUCGUUUGUUGUUUGUCAAAUGACUGUUUCUUUUCACUUUUUGCCUCUUUUUCUAUCUUUUGUACAGUUUUUUUUAUCAUUAUUAAGUUCAGAGAUUUCAGGAAAAUGUUGACAACAGUCUAAAUUAAAUUCCAGCGAGUAGAGAAAUGCCAUUCAAACAGGCAAUGAAUAUUUGUGUUAA
This is a messenger RNA of Scomber japonicus (chub mackerel), 5236 nucleotides long. RefSeq names its product collagen alpha-1(XVIII) chain-like. The coding region runs from base 82 to 3831 and encodes 1249 amino acids. NCBI's taxonomy places the organism in Eukaryota, Metazoa, Chordata, Actinopteri, Scombriformes, Scombridae. The transcript has 44 exons. The record is from RefSeq and is a predicted model, not a curated record. Gene Ontology annotation, cellular component: basement membrane.